AGUUUUCGUUAGCCAAAAUCAGCUCACUAUAAAUUGGUCUGGGACACAUCGAUUAGACACAGUUCAAUCAGUUUCAUCGUUCUGUAAACAUCCACUCUUUUGUAACAAUGGCAUUCAAGUUUGUCACUUUCUGCGCUCUGGUGGCUGUCGCCCGCGCUGGACUCAUCGCUUCCCCCGGCCUGUCCUACGCUGCUGCCCCAGCUCAUCUGUCCUAUGCCGCCCCACUCACCAAGACCCUGAUCGCUGCUCCACUCACCAAGCAGAUCGUCGCCGAUGAGUACGACCCUAACCCACAGUACUCCUACUCGUACGGAAUCUCCGAUGCUCUGACCGGUGACCAGAAGUCCCAGCACGAGACCCGCAGCGGAGAUGUUGUCCAGGGAUCGUACUCCGUUGUGGACCCAGAUGGCCACAAGCGCACCGUCGAGUACACCGCUGACCCACACAACGGAUUCAACGCCGUCGUCCACCGUGAGCCACUCGGCCAUGUUAAGACCAUCGCUGCUGCUCCAGUUCUUGCCGCCAAGACCAUUGUUGCCCAGCCAGCCCUGUCCUACGCCGCCCCACUUGCCCACAAGACCAUCAUCUCUCAGCCAGCUCUGUCCUAUGCUGCUCCCAUUGCUCACCACCAGACUCUCCUCGCCCAGCCAGCUCUCAGCCAUUACGCUUCCCCAGCCCUGUACCAUCACUAAGAAGGAUUUGACGGGUGGAGAAAAUGUUUGUAAAUAAGACGAACCCGAAUUGCCAU
Toxorhynchites rutilus septentrionalis is the source of this 748-nucleotide messenger RNA. RefSeq names its product cuticle protein-like. The transcript is spliced from 2 exons. The record is from RefSeq and is a predicted model, not a curated record. The coding region runs from base 108 to 692 and encodes 194 amino acids. Gene Ontology annotation, cellular component: extracellular matrix. NCBI's taxonomy places the organism in Eukaryota, Metazoa, Arthropoda, Insecta, Diptera, Culicidae.